Molecule: messenger RNA, 5155 nt
Organism: Sycon ciliatum
Lineage: Eukaryota; Metazoa; Porifera; Calcarea; Leucosolenida; Sycettidae
Product: ubiquitin carboxyl-terminal hydrolase BAP1-like
Exons: 14
Coding region: 143-2917 (924 amino acids)
Biological process (GO): ubiquitin-dependent protein catabolic process; protein deubiquitination
Cellular component (GO): cytoplasm
Molecular function (GO): cysteine-type deubiquitinase activity
Source: RefSeq, a predicted model, not a curated record
CCAGCCAGAACUUUGCUUCAUCGCGUCGGUUCAAAAGGCACUGAAGCCCUUGUCUAAUGGUUCUCAUGAAGUCUUGUAGUCUCGGGCGGUGGUGGGUGAAUGAAUUACUAGAAGAAGGCAGCAGGUACUGGGGUUAUGAGUGAUGGCGAAAGAAGGCUGGCUGGAGCUGGAAAGCGACCCAGGAGUCUUCACGCUGCUGGUGAAAGCUCUCGGUGUGGAAGGUGUCCAGGUGGAGGAGAUCUACGAUCUGGGCACGGAGUUGCAGGAACAUGUGUACGGCUUCAUCUUCCUGUUUGCCUGGAGCGAUGACCGCAGGGCGCGGCGGCGAUACAGUGCCAUCCCGGACGAAAUGCUGAUCCGUGACCCGGAGCGGCUGCGGCGAAUGUUCUUUGCGCGGCAGAUUAUCACCAAUUCCUGUGCAACUCAUGCAUUGCUGAGUGUCAUGCUCAACACCAAGAGUCCCACGGUGGCUCUAGGACCAACCUUGACAACCUUCAAGGAUGACACCCGAGACUUGGAUGCCGAGCUGAAAGGCUUCUCGAUUGGCAACGUUCCUCAGUUGUCUGAAGCUCAUAACAAGCACUCAAGGCCCGAGCCAAUCAGUACAACGCGGGCCGAGAAUAACGGUGCAUUUCGAAGCCGGUCAGAGGCUGAGCAGUACCAUUACAUUAGCUUUGUGCCGAUUGAGGGCCGGCUUGUGGAGCUGGAUGGCCUGAAAGCUAACCCCAUUGAUCAUGGACCUAUCCCUGCGGGUCAGAACUGGACGACAAAGUUCUUUUCCGUGUUGAGGGCGCGGUUAGCAACCAAUAAGGGUGAGGGGAGUCAGGACAUUCGUUAUAACCUCCUUGCGGUGGUGGAUGACCGCAUUGAUAUGUGCAAUCGCAAGCUACACAAACUGGAAGCUGAGAAGGAGGCACUGCUGGCCAUUGUGGAACAGACAUUCUGUUCGCUGGUUGCUAGCCCUGUUGCCACUCCGCUGGAGUCCCCGUCAUCGCCAGUACACCAGCACAUCGACAUAGCAUCCACCGUCACCAGCAGCGAGGAGGUGCGCUCACAGGCGGUGGCGCCAGGCUCUCCCGACAUGCGCCCCUUGUCGCCGGCCACGGAAGGCCUCGUUCCCGAGCCCAUGCAGCCUCUGCAUGAGACGCACGACCAGCCCGUCUGCGGCUCCACGGCGUCUAGCUUCGCCCCCGCGUCCGAUAUCUCUCUGGAAACGCAAAGUAUCGCGGCUACAGCCCUUAGCCUGCACACCGGACGGCCGUUGCCGCGCGCACUAGCAACCAGGUCUAACUUACAAGCAUCAUCGUCAACGUUAUCAGGAUCGUCGUUGUCACUAGCGUCGACCGUCAGCGCUGCUUCAACUAGCGUGAGUAACAACCCUGCACCACCGUGGCCUGGGUCGUCUGCUGCUGCAGAGACUGGCGUGGCGGAUUCACACGGCAAGCUACUAUCGCCCAACAUGCCCGGAUACAACCUUUCUCCGCCGCUCGCGCCCACCACCACCGCCGCCGCUACCACUUCCGGCGUUGACCCGGUCAAGGUGAGCGCCGCGCUCUAUUCGUCGUUAAGCUGCGCCCAAGCAGCCACACACGUCGCUGCCUCCACUAGUGCAGCUCUGGAGGCUGCCCGAGCUCCGAGCGGCGAGCCAGUGUUGAGCACCGCGCCGGCGGCGUCUACGACGGUGUCACUGCCUGACGCUCCGGCACUUCUGCAGCUUGCCGAGCUAGCCCCGUCGCCGAUGCACGGCAGCCCGGUGCGUGCCGGCUCUGCUCUCGACUGCAUCGUCGCCACGGCAGCAGCGACGACGGUCGCGGGCUGCAGUGACGUGCCGAUGGAGGAGUCCGACACGGGCGGCCUGCACCACCGCAUGGGUAUAGCUACGCUGGAUUCAGAAGGCGGUGGUGCGGCGUCGGAUAGCGCACCCCUGCCCAACCUGCCCUACGGUAGCGUGCACACGCCUAGAGUCAGCGUCACGCGCUCAUCCACUCCGGAAGUGCUCGCCUCCUCGCUGUCGCACGCAAUGCUGCAGGAAAUGGCAGCCAGAGGCGGUGGCGAUGCUGCUGCUGCCGGUAGCGACGAGGAGAUGGAUAUAGACAAGGAGAACGCCGGCGUCGGUGGUGGCGGCAGGGACAUUCUGACGUCCAGUUGUGCCGCGCUGGCCACCUCUCUGUCUGCGUACAGCGGUGGCGAAACUGCGGCAUUAUCAACGCCCUUUCCUGCCAGUGGUACUGCUACUCCGGGCGGCGGUUUGCACUUUGACGACGCACGGCAUGCUGCGGAUGUCACGCGUGCUGCGCAUGUCCUCGUGUCUGUGCUGCGUCGUGGAGGACCAGAAUCGACGGAGCAGUUGCCGCAGGGGGCGGCAAUGCUGGAGCAUGCCGUGGCGCCGCUGCGUCGCGACGAUCCCGACACUACCAUGCGUGUCACUGAUAUAUUCAAGAAGGUGGGAGAAAUGGACACGGAAAUAUCUGCCUGCCGAAAACUGCUGUCUGAUGAAGAGGACAAGCGUCAGCAAUAUCGAAUCGAUCACAGUCGCCGCACCCACAACUACGGCCCGUUCAUCUCCACAUUCCUCGUCAUGCUAGCCAAGGAAGGCUUGCUGAAGCAGAUCAUUGAAACCGAACACCCUGCGCGCGCACAACCGAAACAGCGCACAGCCAGUGUCACAACUCCAGCUGCCGGUGGCUCUGCCCAGACGACCAGCAAACGGGGUCGGAAGAAGGCGCCACCAAAGGAGACAGCAGCAGCAUCAUCAUCAGCUACACCCGCAACACCUGCAGCACCGGCCAGGCGAGGACGACCAGGCCGCCCACCCGGCUCUAAGACAAAGAAGAAAAAAGGCGUUACGGUGGCGGCGGCAUCGUCGUCAUCACUGCUGUCGAUGGAUUACAAUGACGAUGAUGGUGCGCUUGGCUGAACGAUGAUGCAGUGUGUGUGUAGUGUUGAGUUAGCAGUCUACGCUGUCCCAUUGGGUACUUUGAUAACCCUCCCUCUCCCCUGCCCUCCUCUGUACCUUCGGGCACUGCUGGACCUGCACUAUCGUGUGUAGUGCUGUGUGUUGAGAUAGCAGCAGUCUACACUGUCCCACUGGGUGCUUUGACCGACCCCCCACCCCACACCACCCUCCCGUGCACAUUCAGGCGCUGCUGGACUAGCGCUUAAUAGCCGUGCGUGCUGGUUCACAGCUCGGCUCACUUUGUCUCGUUCUGGUCCCGUGCAUCGUGUGGCUUGUCAGCCACUGCCCACCGCCACCGCAUUGGUGCGUCUCCUGUCCCGGAUCCCACACACAUGAUGGCGAUGAAUAGCGUACAUGCGGCGGCGCAGUGCACUGUUCCUAGGACCUCUUGUUUAUUGUUGAUGAUGUAUACCGCCGGUAGAACAUAUGCCGGCGGCGUGCUGUACAGCCACUGAACUAUGGAGCACACCGAAACGCCGUCUGAGCAGUUGUGUGCGCAAAUACAUGCUGUUGCUUCUCACUCUAUUCUCUGCUGCAACCAUUGCACGCAGCGGUUGGCAACUCGACAUUAGAACGUAGAGCAGGUACAUGUAUGUAUAUGCAUGCAGCAGACUGUGUAACUUCAGGCGUACGCGUGAGAGUACUUGGACGUGUAGGCCCUAUUGUCGCGCCAUCUUGUCCGGCUUCACACCCAUGCCCGUUCUUGACGCGUGACCUAGCGUUUAUUGAUGGCGCAGCCGUUAACCGCAGCUUGCUGCCUGUUCUCCAGGUCGCCGUGCAGUUGCUUUCAACCGACAGUCUGCCGCCUUGACUAUUAUAUUAAAUUUUGUAACUUCUGUACACGCAACGCAUGGCUCCGAUGAGCCACCUCAUGCUGGGCUCGAGCGGCAUGUCGUCGCAAGAUUGCAUUGUAGCUGUUCGCCGGAAUGAAGAAUUCUACUGUCACUCCUCGUAGGCCAGGUUCCAAGUGCUGUUGUGCAGAAAUCUAGUACGUUCUUAGCUCGUCGUUCAGCGUGAUAUGAGUAGGGGAGUGACCUGCAUAUGGUCACCGAUGUAGAGCCAGUUAGAUAACCACCGUUGCUACUGGUGCCACUCAAACCCUGUUUAUAUAUUUUUUGAUGCUCUGCGCGGUCCAUGCGUCGGUUGUGUUUGGCUCAUUUGCUGCUGCUAUUCCACACUUUGCCGACUAAGAGAGUGUAUUAUGAUGUAGAACACAGCACAUCAUCGAUCAUGUUGCAUUCAGCGCUCUGUGUUGAUAUCUCUCUGUUCACUCAUCCAAACAAUCUUUCUCGUUUUCUUACUCUUUGUGCACACACAACUCCCCCCGCAUGCACACACCCUCAUCUUUCUAAUGCUCUAUCUACUAGUACAUGCCAUCGGUCUCUCUCUAUCUCUCUCUCUCUCUCUCUCUCUCUCUCUCUCUCUCUCUCUCUCUCUCUCUCUCUCUCUCUCUCUCUCUCUCUCUCUCUCUCUCUCUCUCUCUCUCCUAUCUCUUUCUCUCUCCCUAUCUCUCUCUCUCUCUUUCUUUCACUCUCUCUCUCUCUCUCCCUAUCUAUCUCUUCUCUCUUCUCCCUAUCUCUUUCUCUCUCUCUCUCUCUCUCUCUCUCUCUCUCUCUCUCUCUCUCUCUCUCUCUCUCUCUCUCUCUAUCUCUCUCUCUAUCUCUCUCUUUAUCUCUCUCUGUCUCUCUCCCUAUCUCUGCCGUGUGACCAGUAGGUAUGCCACUGGCUGUCUGUGCACACUCACACUCACCCAUACUUGGUUUGCUUAUCCCGAUGCUGUUAGUUUCUUGCUCCCACCCACUGCUGUUUUGGCAUAUGGCUGCCCACUUUUUCCAUGCAGCCGCCCCACCGAGAAUAUAUCCGUGCCGUUCGCCAGAGCGCAUUCGAUUACGUGCAACUUUAGCAGAGCUGCACUUGUGCGCAAACACUUAUCACAGUCGCCGUGUUUCCGUGUUCGUCUUUCAAGUACCGUCCAGUUCGGACUGUUCCUAUGGUGCGGUGUUUCAUCGUCUUUCUUUUUUUGGGUUUUUUUAGCGACUCAUGAUUAUCAUUUAGGAGUGCAUUCUAUGUUGCCCAGACUCUAUUGUGUAUCUUGUUUUUUAAUCUGAAUCAUCUUAACAACAACCACCUGAUCCAGAGUCCUGUGCAAGUUUAUUUCGUUAUCACUGGAGAGAGAAGAAGUCCUCCGUCUGAACCCGA